AUGGAUACAUAUAGAGCUCUUCGUAGAAAUUUAAUUUCAAGAAAAUUAUCCCCGCUUGCUUGUGGUUCAGCUUUGCAUUGUUCAUUGAGUAUUUUGCCUGUUUUGGAUAUGAUUGUCGAUUUUUUGCCGAAUCCUACUGAAAACGAUUAUAAAAAUAAUAAAAUUGAUGAUGAAAUUAUUAAAAGUUGUGGAAUUGUUUUUAAGGUCAGUCACGACACGAAAGAAGGACAGUUAAAUUAUGUUCGUCUCUUUAAAGGCGAUAUUGAACUUCCUUCAGCUGGUAAAUAUACGUUAAUCAAUGCAAAUACAGAUGAACUUCAAAAUAAUUAUAAAAUUUUUACACCAUUUAGUGAUUAUUUACAACCAAUUGAAAAAGUUGAGAAUGGGAAUAUUGCUGUAUUUACUGGCCUCAAUAAUACUAAAACUGGGGAUACCCUUAUUAUUUGUGAUUCUUCAUGCAAAAAUAAAUCAUUUGCUCGUUUUGCAUUGGAAGGUAUUAAUUCACCAUCCCCGGUGUUUUCAUGUACAAUUGAAUCACCAACUUUGGCUAGUGAACAGAAAUUUUUAAAAGCACUUUCCGAGCUUCUUGUUGAAGACCCUUCUCUUCGGAUAAGGGAGGAUUCCAACACUGGACAAAAAAUACUUGAGGGGAUGGGAGAAUUGCAAAUUGAAGUCCUUCGUGAACGAUUAUUGAGAGAAUAUAAAUUGGAUGUUUUUAUUGGGCCUAUAAGGAUUGGUUACCGUGAAUCUCCAACGAAGCCAGUUGAACACUCAAAAAUAAUUGAAGACUCAUUAUCUCAAAAAUUACAUCAAUCUUGGAUUUCUUUGAAAUUUUAUAUUGAACCUAUAACGAAAUAUGAUAAUUUUAUUAGUGUGGAAAAUAGAUUUGGAGUAUUUACUGGGGUAGAGUUAUCAUUAGAAUCAGAAAAUACAGAAGAAAUAGAAUCUGCAAAUGAAGUACUUUCAAAACGGCCAGAGUUGCUUAAAGCAAUUAACGAUGGUUGUAGUGUUGCUUUAUUCAAUGGACCAAAAAUGGGAUUUGCUGUUACCAAUGUUAAAGUAUUUUUAAAAUCUUUUACAUUUUCCGGUCGUAUUCAACCAACUUUAUUAAGUGCCUGCGCUAGUCGUUGCCUUUCUGGUGCUUUAAGAAAAUCAGCAAUAAAUAUUCUUGAGCCUUUAAUGCAAAUUGAGGUUACUAUCGUUGCUGGAAUUUCUGGAAAAACAUCAAUAAUUACUGCAUCAAUUCCUUUAUCAGAAACAAUUGGACUUUCCAAAAUUUUGAGAACAAUUUCUUCUGGAUUGGCAAGUUUUAAUUUAGAACAAAAAGGCUAUCAAUCUGUUGAUGUUGAAAAUGUUCAUAUAAAUAUUUGA
Meloidogyne enterolobii is the source of this 1371-nucleotide messenger RNA. Lineage: Eukaryota; Metazoa; Nematoda; Chromadorea; Rhabditida; Meloidogynidae. The record is from the annotation of a GenBank genome assembly.